AUGAAAAGGCUGAUGAGAGCUCAAUUUCUCCCACCAGAUUAUGAGCAGAUCCUGUACCAACAAUAUCAAAACUACAGACAAGGCACAAGGUCCAUUAAUGAAUACACUGAGCUCUAUCGCCUAAACUCCAAGAACAACCUAUCGAAAACGGAAGGACAACAAGUAGCCAGGUAUAUUGGAGGGCUACGCGUCGCCAUACAAGACAAGGUGACACUGCACACCGUUUGGACUCUCUCGAAAGCAGUCAAUUUGGUGAUAAAGAUUGAAUCACAACUCUCUCGACCCCCUACCAGGACACCAAGUUUCUCACCAGCAAACAAAGGAACCAAACCACCGAUUCAGCCGAAUCUACCACAUGUUCCUUCCUCUAGUCAUGACCCAAAGACACAAAACAGCUAUCAAGCCCCUAAGUCCAACACCACCACGGCAGGGAGUAGAGGGAGCACUGGGCAUCGCUCCAACGAGUGCCCUACAAGAAGGUCAAUCAACAUAGUGGAUGGUGAAGACUUGGCUAGGGAAAACGAUGAGGGAUCAGAGGAAGAAGGUGAGCUUGUCAAAGGUGAUGAAGGAGACUUGGUGAAUUGUGUCAUCCAACGGCUCCUCGUAGCACCAAAGCAGGAAGACCACACUCAAAGUGUCAAGGGCACUAGUUUCAACGUUACAAGACACAGAGAAGCAUCCCAAACCUUACAAGAUCAGUUGGAUCAAGAAGAGGCUGAGAUGAAGGUAACUAACACCUGUAAAAUUCCUUUUUCAAUUGGUAAAUUUUACAAAGAUGUGGCAGAUUGCGACGUGGUGGAUAUGGAUGCUUGUCACGUGUUACUCGGGAGACCUUGGCAAUACAAUGUGGCUGCCACAUACAAGGGGCAUGAUAACAAGUAUACAUUUUGGUGGCAUGAACGGAAAGUGACACUACUACCUGUAGGAGAGCGAUUGCUUAACACAACAUCACUUGCGAAGAAAGCUAGCUUUCUUAUUGUGAGCGAAGACCAAUUCCUAAUUGAUGCAAAGGAAUGUAGCAAGAUUGUGACACUAGCCAUGAAAGGAAGGACAGAGGAGACCACAUCCGAAUUUCCACCAACAGUGCAUCUCUUGCUUGAAGAAUUUUUGGACAUCAUCCCACAAGAGCUACCAGCAGGAUUCCCUCCCAUGCGUGACAUACAACAUUGCAUUGACUUGGUGACGGGUGCUAGUCUCCCCAAUUUGCCGCACUAUCGAAUGAGCCCCAACGAACACAAAGUCUUACAAGACCAAGUUGAGGACCUCAUCCGCAAGGGGUUGAUUCAAGAAAGCAUGAGUCAUUGUGCUAUUCUGGCCUUACUCACCCCCAAGAAGGACGGAAGUUGGCGAAUGUGCGUAGACAGUCGCGCCAUCAACAAAAUCACAGUAAAAUAUAGAUUUCCCAUACCACGACUGAAUGAUAUGCUAGAUAUGCUUGUAGGCUCAAACAAAUUUUCCAAGCUUGACCUAAGUAGCGGCUACCAUCAAAUAAGAGUUCGACCCGACGAUGAAUGGAAAACAGCUUUCAAAACAAAGGAAGGACUACGAGUGGCUGGUCAUGCCAUUCGGCUUGUUAAACGCACCUAG
Juglans regia (Persian walnut) is the source of this 1587-nucleotide messenger RNA. RefSeq lists its product as uncharacterized. The transcript is spliced from 3 exons. Bases 1 to 1587 code for a protein of 528 amino acids. NCBI's taxonomy places the organism in Eukaryota, Viridiplantae, Streptophyta, Magnoliopsida, Fagales, Juglandaceae. The record is from RefSeq and is a predicted model, not a curated record.